AUGAGCGAUAGACGGGGGCAAUGGAAGCGCGAAAAGCGGCAACAUGUUCAAUCAGAUGAUGGAUGGACCGUUGUCUCCGGCGGAAGACCGAAAGAUGGCGCUGAAGCCCAACAGCUACAAUCUGCAAGACCUACCAGGACAGUUGGCGGGCUGACAGAGGAGAAGCUGUUGGAUGAGUUGAACACAAUGGAGCGGAAAUGGGAGAAGACCUCCUGCGCGAAGAACCUCGCGCGGAUGCUCAGCUUGCGAGACUGGAUGGUCACAGAGGCUGUUUGCAUUGGCAUUGGAAGUUUCAGCAUUGAUUGGGACCAUCGGUAUCGGUCGAUGUGGCAGUUGGUGCUCUUUCGGGCGGUGGUGAAGACAGUACAGCAAGAGGGUGUACCACUUGCUUUAUACGCGCAAGAACCAGCAUUCACACCUAUCGAUAUCUCUUUUCUUUCUCGUCUUAAAAUCACCGCAACGUCUUCCGGAAUUGAAUCCCGCAUAACUUCGAGAUCCUUCAUAUACGCGCCGUUUGUCGACUGGUACAUACUUCUGCCCUUAUUCUUGAAGGAAAAGGAUCCGGAGCUAUACAUUGGCAAUGAGAUACUAGGCAGCUAUGGGACGUAUGCAAAUACGAAGGAGAAGAAAGAUGUACUUGAAGAGUGCAAUGGGCUAGGCAAGAAGUUUGCAAAGGGGAGGGAGCGAAGAAGGGUACCGGAUUUUGAAGAGCAUGGAAAUGCGUUGGAGGGAUUGAUGAUUUAUUGGAAAGAAGAAGAAGAUGAAGAUGACUGA
Didymosphaeria variabile is the source of this 774-nucleotide messenger RNA. RefSeq lists its product as uncharacterized. The record is from RefSeq and is a predicted model, not a curated record. The transcript is spliced from 2 exons. Lineage: Eukaryota; Fungi; Ascomycota; Dothideomycetes; Pleosporales; Didymosphaeriaceae. The coding region runs from base 1 to 774 and encodes 257 amino acids.